Molecule: messenger RNA, 2771 nt
Organism: Hyla sarda
Lineage: Eukaryota; Metazoa; Chordata; Amphibia; Anura; Hylidae
Product: gastrula zinc finger protein XlCGF26.1-like
Exons: 4
Coding region: 708-2564 (618 amino acids)
Biological process (GO): central nervous system development; regulation of transcription by RNA polymerase II
Cellular component (GO): nucleus
Molecular function (GO): RNA polymerase II cis-regulatory region sequence-specific DNA binding; DNA-binding transcription factor activity, RNA polymerase II-specific
Source: RefSeq, a predicted model, not a curated record
AAAAAGGAAACUGUUUGUGUCCUUAAGGGGUUAAAGAACUCUGUUAUGCUAAAAAAUUUCAUAAACUAAAAAAAAUCCAAAGACCCUUCAUACGGUGAUCUGCUGAUUCUUCAAUAAUACAAUCUAUUCAGCCAUAUAUUUGGCAUAUAGCCAUGGCAGGUCUAGGAUCCUUCGCUAGGCCCCAGGUUGCCCUGGUAACCCAUUGGCUCCAUGUGACCAUUAUCUUGUUCUGGCCAUUGCAUCGGGAUGUUAUCUGUACAUUACAGCCGCCAUCAUCUCCUGAUACCAUGGACACCUCUCCUGCCACAUAACUGUAUGUCCUCAUGUGGGAAGAUAGUCCGAACUACAGCGUAUAGUUACAUCAUGGUGCGGGAAGGGGUUAAGAUCUUCACUAUGAUCUAUCUGCUCCCAACCUGACCGUCCCUUAUAUCCUCCCCCCUUUACCUGCCCCCCAAACCGGCCUUCACUGUUUACUUAGAAACUCCUCUCCUCUCCACAUCUGAGACCCCUUCCCCCACCAAACACCUUCCUAGACUGUAUGGCGAUACUGACCAUGUGGUGUCCGCCAUCUUAUCUCUCCUCUGACCUGAGUCCUAAGAUCGUGUUUAUAUGGGAUUUUAUACUGGAUCCUCUUCUUCCCUUCAGGUUCCUCCAACCCAGGAUCCUCUGCUGAUAUCUUCUAUAUAAGAGAAGUUUCCUGAUCAACCAUGGAGAGAGACAGGAACAAGAUGGCCGACAGGAUAAUAGACCUCACCCUACAGAUACUCUUCCGGCUUACUGGAGAGGAUUACACAGUAGUGAAGAAGUCCUCUAGUAGGUGCUGUCAGGCCCCUGUGUGUGAAGGAUGGGGAAGAACCCUGAGCCCAAUCCCGGGGCCCCCACCUCACUCCCUGAUACACGAGGAAAUGGAUGAACAGAAGAUCCUAGAACUCAUCAACAAGAUGAUGGAGCUGCUGACUGGAGAGCUUAUGAUUCAGGGAGAAGAUCUGAACAAUAGCAAAGAUACAGAAAUAGGAGUAAAAAAAGAAGAGACAGAUGUGAUCAGUGAUGAGCAGUAUAAGGAGGACAUUCCUACAGAGAAAGAUCUGAACUCUAUUAAUGCUACAGACAUAAAGGUAAAAGAAAGAGAAGAAGAGACAGAUGUGAGCGGUGAUGAACAGUAUAAGGAGGACAUUCCUACAGGGAAAGAUCUGAUCUAUAAUAAUGCUACAGACAUAAAGGUAAAAGAAAGAGAAGAAGAAACAGAUGUGAGCGGUGAUGAGCAGUAUAAGGAGGACAUUCCUACAGGGAAAGAUCUGAUCAAUAUUAAUGCUGCAGACAUAAAGGAAGAAGAAGAGACAGAUGUGAGCGGUGAUGAGCAGUAUAAGGAGGACAUUCCUACAGAUGACUGUACCAGGAGAUCAGAGGAGAAUCUUAUAUCUUCAGAUUAUAAAGCAGAUGAUGAUAUCACACAAGAUACAUAUGAAGAACAUUCCAUUAUCCCAGAUACACCCUCAGCCCUUCACAGCCAAGAUCUGUCAUCUCAUCCUGUUAUACCCGUCCUGUCUUCUGAUCCACCACAGACUGUCAAGAUAAAUAAAAGCCACAGAAGGGUUGUUGGACAUCAAAAAGCUCAUAUAGGAAAGAAGCCAUUUUCAUGUUCAGAAUGUGGAAAAUGUUUUUAUCUGAAAUCAAAACUUAUAAAUCAUCAAAAAAUUCACAAAGGAGAUAAGCAGUUUUCAUGUCUGGAAUGUGGGAAAUGUUUUAAAAUGAAAUCAAAUUUUAUGGCACAUCUUAAAACUCACACAGGGGAGAAGCCAUUUCCAUGCCAAGAAUGUGGAAAAUGUUUUAGUCGAAAAUCAAAUCUUGCUGAACAUCAGAAAACUCACACAGGAGAGAAGCCAUUUUCAUGUUCAGAAUGUGGGAAAUGUUUUACUAUGAAUUCAUUUCUUUUUAGACAUAAAAGAAUUCACACAGGAGAGAAGCCAUUUUCAUGUCCAGAAUGUGGGAAGUGUUUUUCUGUGAAAUCAAAUUUUGUGGCACAUCGCAAAACUCACACAGGAGAGAAGCCAUUUCAAUGCCCGGAAUGCAAGAGAUACUUUACUACAAAAUCAGUUCUUGUUAAACAUCGAAGAGUUCACUUAAGGGAGAAGCCAUUUGCAUGCCCGGAAUGUGAGAAAAGUUUUAUUCAAAAAUCAAAUCUCGUUGAACAUCUAAAAAUUCACACAGGAGAGAAGCCAUUUUCAUGUUCAGAAUGUGGGAAAUGUUUUACUCAGAAAUCAAUUCGUAAUAGGCAUCAAAGAAUUCACACAAGAGAGAAGCCAUUUUCAUGCCCAGAAUGUGAGAAAUGUUUUAGUCAAAAAUCACAUCUAUUUUAUCAUCAAAAAAUUCACACAGGGGAGAAGCUAUUUUCAUGUUCAGAAUGCGAGAAAUGUUUUACCCGAAAAUCAGAUCUUGUUAAACAUCAUAGAAUUCACACAGGAGAGAAGCCAUUUUUAUGUUCUGAAUGUGGGAAAUAUUUUGCGCAGAAAUCAAUUCUUCGUUAUCAUAAAAAAAAAUCUCACACAGGGGAGAAGCCAUUUUAAUGCUCAAAAUGCAGGAAAGGUUUAACUUGAAAAACAAAUCUUGAGGAACAUCAAAUAAUUCACGCAAGAGAGAAACCAUUUCCGUGUGCAGAAUGUGGGAAAUGUUUUACUCGGACAAAAGUUCAUACAAAAGUACAUAGUGUUUCUUCUAAAUAAAGUGCAUGAUUAUGUGUAUUAAAAUAAAAAAAUAAAAAGGGCUUGAAUAUU